AUGGAGGAGGAGCCAGCGGAGAUAAGGAUGAUGAUGGCGGAGGAGAGUAAGCUGACCGGUGAGGGUAAGAAGAUGAAGGUCAUGGUGGCAGUCGACGGUAGCGAGGUGGGCAUGCACGCGCUGACAUGGACUCUGGACAACCUGAACGUGAUGAUGCAGCCGGUGGGACCAGCUGUAUAUGCGACACCCUCUGUCAGAGAUUCUGUGAAGAAAGCUCAAGAUCAGAACUCGGCGAUUGUGAUAUCUAAGGCAGUGCAACUUUGCAAAGAAAGGCUGGUUGAGCCUGAAACAAUGCUUUUGGAGGGAGACCCAAAGGAUGUGAUAUGCCAAGCUGCAGAGGAGAUGCAUGCUGAUCUUCUCGUUGUAGGAAGUCGUGGUCUUUCCAUGCUCAGGAGGGCAUUUUUAGGCAGCGUCAGUGACUAUGUAGCGCACCAUGCAAACUGUCCUGUGCUCAUCUCAAAGCCACCCAAAUCUCAUAGCAAGCAUGAAACUGCGGCAAGAGAGGCAACAGGGGCGGCGUAGGAGGCUGGAUGCCCGGGGUUGUG
Molecule: messenger RNA, 545 nt
Organism: Asparagus officinalis (garden asparagus)
Lineage: Eukaryota; Viridiplantae; Streptophyta; Magnoliopsida; Asparagales; Asparagaceae
Product: universal stress protein A-like protein
Exons: 5
Coding region: 1-522 (173 amino acids)
Source: RefSeq, a predicted model, not a curated record